Molecule: messenger RNA, 885 nt
Organism: Penicillium salamii
Lineage: Eukaryota; Fungi; Ascomycota; Eurotiomycetes; Eurotiales; Aspergillaceae
Source: the annotation of a GenBank genome assembly
AUGAACUUCCAGCCUCCCAAGUCGAUUUAUACCAUGAAGCAGAUUGGACUUGAAGGACAUGGCAUUUCACCAAAUGCAGCCACCGAACCAUUCCCACUCUUCACUCAAGAGGCUAUUGCCCAGAUGAGAGCCGAGAUCUUUGAUGAGAAAGUUCUUGCAGAAUGCCAAUACUCUUCCACGUUCAACAAGAACAUGGUUCGCGGCAUGGGUGCAGCACGCGCCCCUUUUACCUAUGACGCCUGGAAAUCCCCAGAAGUUCUUGCAAGAAUUUCCGAAGUUGCGGGUAUCGAUCUUGUCCCCUCCAUCGAUUUUGAGAUCGCCAAUAUCAACAUUUCGAUUCGUGACGAGAACACAAAUGUGGAGGAAACCAUCCCCAUUGUCAAAGAUGACGACCUGCCUGCUGUCGCAUGGCAUUACGACAGUUUCCCCUUUGUCUGUGUGACGAUGCUUUCCGACUGUAUUGGAAUGGUCGGUGGUGAAACGGCGCUGAGAACUCCUAGUGGGGAUAUAAUGAAGGUUCGCGGACCUGCAAUGGGAACUGCUGUCGUGAUGCAAGGUCGGUACAUCGAGCAUCAGGCCUUGAAGGCACUGGGUGGUCGCGAGCGUAUCAGUAUGGUCACUUGCUUCCGACCGAAGUCGCCCCUGGUCAAAGACGAGACUGUUCUGGUCGGGGUACGCGGCAUCAGCGAAAUCUCCGAGCUGUAUACCCAGUACACUGAAUACCGACUUGAGCUCUUGGAGGAGCGCAUUCGUCACCAGUUGAAGAAGGUGCGAGAGGGGGGUAUCGCAAAAAAGCGGUUCAAUGUCCCUGAAAUUCAAAGCUUUCUCGGCAAGCAAAAAUUGUUCAUUGAAUCAAUGAUGAAAGAGAUCGAGGAGGUGGAUUGA